Molecule: messenger RNA, 3963 nt
Organism: Bradysia coprophila
Lineage: Eukaryota; Metazoa; Arthropoda; Insecta; Diptera; Sciaridae
Biological process (GO): DNA integration
Molecular function (GO): nucleic acid binding
Source: RefSeq, a predicted model, not a curated record
AUGAAUCCGGGUUGCUUUGGAAACAAGAUAACGCACAACUUCCUGACAGUUAUGGUAUGGCAUUGAAGCGGUUUAUUUGCCUGGAAGCAAAGAUGGAGAAAGAUCCACAACUAAAAUUGAACUUGCAUAACCAAAUCAAACAAUUUGUCAAGAAGGGCUACAUUCGGAAAUUGUCGAAGGAAGAGGUGAAGCAAUGCGAAUAUCCAGUUUGGUACUUGCCGACUUUCCCAGUAUUCAAUCCGAAGAAACCAGAAAAGGUGCGUUUGGUGUGGGAUGGUGCCGCUAAGGUCCAAAACACGUCGCUAAAUUCAAAUUUAUUGGUUGGACCAGAUGAACUUGUUCCGCUACCCGAGUUACUUCGCCGCUUCCGAGAACGUAAAAUUGGCAUCAUUGGAGACAUCGAAGAGAUGUACCAUCAGAUAAAAGUGCCAGAAAGCGAUCAACACGUACAGCGAUUCCUAUGGAGAGACGAUCCGUCACAAGAGCCCGACGUCUAUGUUAUGAUGGUCAUGACAUUUGGGUCAAAAUGUUCUCCAAGCACAGCGCAAUACGUGAAGAAUAAAAACGCUAAAGAAUUCGAAGAAAAGUUUCCACGAGCAGCCGAGGCUAUUAUACAAAAUCACUAUGUCGACGACAUGAUUGACUGCACCGAUUCGGUGGACGAAGCGGAAACAUUAAUUAAAGACGUAAAGAUGAUUCAUCAAGCCGGUGGUUUCAACAUUCGAAAAUUCAAUUCAAAUUCGAAGAAGCUAUUGGAAAGAAUAGGUGAAAAUGCAACGACGCAAAACAAAGAUCUCAACAUUGGCGCCGAGCUCAACAAAGAACGUGUGUUAGGCAUGUUUUGGGACACUACAAACGAUGCAUUCACGUAUUCACUCAGAUUCACGAAAAUCAACGGAAAAAUGAUGUCUGGUGAAUAUUGUCCUACAAAGCGGGAAGUCCUACGAAUAUUGAUGUCAGUGUUUGACCCGAUUGGACUGAUCUCAAAUGUUCUCGUUUACGGUAAAAUUCUACUGCAAGAGAUCUGGCGAAGUCAGAUCGAGUGGGACGACAGGCUUACCGAAUCGCUUCAUCACAAAUGGGUUAGUUGGAUACGAGCUUUACCAAACGUUGAAAAGUUACAAAUUCCGAGGUGGUACUCAACUAAAUUGGCACCAGAAGUUCAGAAAUCCAUUCAAUUGCAUACAUUCGUUGACGCUAGUGUUGAAGCGUGCGCAGCGGCAACAUAUUUACGGAUCGAAACUCAGGAUGGAGUAGAUUGUUGCCUAGUAAGUGCAAAAACGAAAGUUGCCCCAACGAAGCAAUUGACUGUUCCACGACUCGAGCUGCAAGCAGCUGUAAUUGGAUCGCGAUUAGCUGAAAACGUAAAUAAGAGUCUAACGGUGAACAUCGAAAAACAUUUUUAUUGGACGGAUUCGCAAACGGUAAUGGCUUGGAUCAAUUCAGAAUCGAGACGAUACAGCCAAUUCGUUUCAUUUCGUGUUGGGGAGAUAUUGGAAUCUACAGAUUUGGCUCAAUGGCGUUGGGUACCAACAAAGCAUAAUGUAGCUGAUGAAGCUACGAAAUCAAAAUUGGUUCCGAAUUUGAACGCCAAUGCCAGGUGGUUCAAAGCUCCGCCGUUCUUGUACAACGAAGAGAACAGCUGGAUCAAUGGUAUCGACAAAUUCACGACUGAAGAGGAACUCCGACCGUGUUUCGUUUUGUCGAUUCGAGAAAUUCACCAAGAACGACUUAUUGAUCUGGAUAGAUUUUCGCAAUGGAAUCGACUGGUGCGUACGCAGGCCUAUGUUCUCCGAUUUAUUGAAAACACGAGACGAACCAAGUAUAGUCGCAUAGUUGGUGUUUUGACCCAAGAAGAAUUAUGUGAAGCAGAAAAUCAUCUAUUUCGAAGAGCCCAACGAGACGUUUUUCUGGACGAAAUUCUCAUUCUGAAACGAAACGAGUCUGCAGAAACACCAGAAGAGUUUGAACCAUCGAGCGAACUUCGAAGGUUUUCGCCGUAUUUGGAUGAACAAAACGUUUUGCGAAUGAAAGGAAGAAUAGACGCCGCACAAUCAGUUACACAAGAUACAAAGCGGCCAAUAAUACUUCCUCGUCGUCAUCGAGUCACUCAACUGUUGGUCGAUUCGUAUCACAAGCGAUACAAACACAUCAAUCAUCACACAGCUAUCAACGAAAUUAGACAAAAAUUCGUCAUUCCUGCGUUACGAGUUGUGAUGAAAGGUGUCAGAACUAUGUGUCAGAAAUGCAAAAAUGCAUCAGCAAUGCCGAGGAUACCAGAGAUGGCCGGAUUACCUUUUGCCAGACUUGCCAUAAAUACACGGCCAUUCACAUUUACUGGAGUCGAUUAUUUCGGGCCAUAUUCUGUUAAAGUCAAUCGCAGUAUCGUUCCGAAGUACGGAGUCCUGUUCACAUGUUUAACCACAAGGGCAAUUCAUUUGGAAGUGGCAGACUCUCUUAACACGAAUAGUUGCAUCGAUGCCAUUAUACGAUUUUCCGCACGAAAGGGACAGACCCGAGAAUUCUUCAGUGAUAAUGGAACCAAUUUCCAUGGAACGGAUAAUGAACUGAAGAAGGAAUUUGAUAAAUUGGACAAAGACGCCAUUCAACAACGAUUUACGUCGUCUGAACAGAAGUGGACGUUCAACCCGCCUACAGCCAGUCACAUGGGCGGUGCUUGGGAACGGCUGAUUCGAAUUGUUAAGAGUUGUUUGAAGCAAAUGCUAACAACAAAGACUCCGAGUUACGAAAUGUUGGUUACAUUGAUGGCAGAGGUCGAGAAUAUAGUCAACUCGCGACCCCUAACAUAUGUUUCGCUGGAAUCAGAUGAAGACGAAGCAUUAACGCCCAACCAUUUUUUGUUUGGAUCAUCCAACGCAUUGAAGCCAAUUGGAGAUACCACACCGAGAGAUCUUAACCGAAACGAUUGGCGGGCACUUCAAGAGAUGACUAAGCAUUUUUGGCAUCGGUUCGUGUUAGAAUAUCUACCAGAUCUAACAAAGCGCACAAAGUGGUUCAAAUCUGUAGAGCCGAUUAAAGUGGGCGAUGUCGUCCUCAACAUUGAUGAACGCAAUCCGAGAAAUGAAUGGCCGAAAGGAAUAGUAGAGGAGGUCAUCGUCGCCAAAGAUGGAUGCAUUCGGCAGGUAAUGGUGCGAUUCGAAAAGAAAACACUGCGAAGACCGGUGUCCAAGUUGGCCAUCAUGGAGAUCUCGCCGCCCAACGAAGAGCAGAAAGUUAACCUGAACCAUAUGGGGUCAGUUAACGGGGGGAAGGAUGUUGGGCAACGCUGCAAGGAUGACAGCACCGACUCAACGACGAGAUUGCCAGAUGGCAACAAAAAGUAGUUGAGUGACAGUUGAGAGAUUUUUUGUUCUUUACUUUUCGCCGGCCGACCGUUUAAGUUGAUGAUUCAAUAGUUAACCAGUAUUCGGAAUUAAAUUUAAAUUUAAAAGUCGACACAAGUCGCAUUAGCAUUAGAUUAAGUUUCGUGAGUGAAAAUAAAAGCGAAAGUCGUGUGUGUGAUUCUGUUUAGCGACGGAAUUUCCGGAAUAGCCGAAAGGUAAAUAAAUAAUUUGUUCAACUGCCAUGUGCGCAACUGAGUAAAUGUUCCGAUGAAUUUGUAGGCCUAAUAACCAUCGACACAGAAUACGUUCAUGCUGGGUCGUAACUUUAAGUUUAGCAGAGCGGUAUAGAGCGUAAGGAUUUUCUUUAGUAUUAUUUGACCGCUGGUAAUUUGAGGUUAUGUUAUUUAGGAUCCGGAUGUACACACACACACGGACUUUGUAAUUUGAAUUGUUUGAGCAUACGCAGAGGAUACAAGAUAAUUUUGAAGUGUUAUAGACAGUAACACGAGCGACAAUAAAAUUAAAGGAAAACGCAAACUACCGUCUAUUCACUGGUCAAAACCAACUCCUUUGCGGGUGCACGCGUGAAACGAAUUUUCACAAAUUGAAUGUAAAACAA